AUGAUGUCGACGUGGAUGCAGGAUGCAGAUGAAGCGUCUCUGGACAGCGGGAAACGUCGACUAUCCGGUCGCAUACAUAUCCUCGGACUCGGCAAUGUCGGCACAUUCGUUGCUCACUCUUUGGCGAGUCGACCGUCUCCGCCACCCAUUACACUCCUGCUGCACAAUCUAGGGCUCUAUCGGACCUGGGUGAAGAGGAAGAAGUGCCUGUCACUUAACUCCAACGGACUCGACGAUGUGAAAACGGGCUUCGACAUCAACGUUCUAGGGGAAAAGUCCUGGCUUUCCAUACCCUACUGGAAGGAGGACGGUACGCCGAACGAGAGCAUCAAAGGCGAGGAGAAAGAUGCCGAGGAUGACGGCCCUAUCGAAUGUUUAAUCGUCGCUGUCAAGGCCCAGAUGACCACACGGGCCCUGGAGCCUGUCCGUCACCGUCUGACGCCCGAGUCCACGAUCCUGUUUCUCCAGAACGGCAUGGGCGUCAUCGACGAGAUCAACGAGACGGUCUUUCCGGACCCACACACUCGGCCUCACUACAUGCAGGGUAUCAUUUCUCACGGCCUGGCGCGACUAACCCCGUCUCGUUUCUCAGUCGCGCAUACCGGCGUUGGCACAACCGUCUUGGGCGUGGUGCCGCCGGCUGGUACCAUGCCUCUCUCCAAGGCGGCCGACGCGGACUGGGCACCAAGUACCAAAUAUCUUCUCCGCACGCUGACCCUGACGCCGCCGCUUGUUGCGAUCGCCGAAACCCCGUCCGCGCUCAUGCUCUACCAACUCGAGAAGCUUGCCAUGAACUCGGUGAUCAACCCCCUCACGGCUAUUAUGGGCUGCCCAAACGGCGAUAUUCUCUACAACUACAGUAUGACCCGUAUCAUGCGUCUGCUUCUCAUGGAGAUCUCCGGCGUGAUCUGCGCGCUGCCGGAAGUGCAGGGCAUCCCCGGGGCUGAAAAUCGGUUCUCCCCCGAACGGCUGCGCCGGCUGGUGACGCAGCUGGCCGACCAAACGGCUAAGAACAACAGCUCCAUGCUACAAGAUGUCCGGGGCAGGAAGACGACCGAGAUUGAGUACCUGAACGGGUAUAUUGUGCGCAAGGGGGAAGAGCAGGGCGUGAAGUGCGUGGUGAAUUAUAUGAUGAAGCAUUUAGUGAUAGGCAAGAAGGAACUCAACAAGCUGAAAGAGGAACGUAAUAUUCCGGUGGACUUGAUCGAUGCGCCCAUCUAA
Aspergillus affinis is the source of this 1221-nucleotide messenger RNA. Its product is annotated as ketopantoate reductase family protein. The coding region runs from base 1 to 1221 and encodes 406 amino acids. Lineage: Eukaryota; Fungi; Ascomycota; Eurotiomycetes; Eurotiales; Aspergillaceae. Gene Ontology annotation, biological process: pantothenate biosynthetic process. The record is from RefSeq and is a predicted model, not a curated record. Gene Ontology annotation, cellular component: mitochondrion; cytoplasm. Gene Ontology annotation, molecular function: 2-dehydropantoate 2-reductase activity; NADP binding. The transcript has a single exon.